UUUAUCCUUUCACUAUUAUCUAAUGUUGAUUUUGCCAGUUUUUCCUUUUGAACUGUUUUGUUUCCCAGGGCUUCUGGGAAAUAAUUGCACAAAUGAAGGGCUGUAUUAGAAUGUUCUGGGAUAUAAUAAUGUAACAUCUGCUCAGUUGGCUGUAUAUGUAAUUGUGAAUUUUGUUCCUGAUGUAGUGUAUUCUUGUACAAAUAAGAAAUGUAUGUUUUUGAACUUUAUGGUAUAAAGUAUUGUUUCCUCCCACUAACAGAAUAUAAAAGUGGUUGUAAGUAGAGAAAACAAAAGUGGCCACAAAAGUUGAAUCCUUAUGAAAUAAGUGUGCUAAUCAAUUUUGAAGAUUCACAAUUCUUCACACUUAGAGUAUUUUUUUUUCCUCAGAAGUAGAUAGUGGAACAAAUAAAUACUGGUAAGGACCUUCAUACCAGAUGUGUAAUUUGCAAAGCUCAUUUCAUCCUAUGGAAAUAGAAGUAGGAGAUGACUACAAAGCUCCCAUUAGGAACCUCUGAGAUGCUGUAUAAUUUCAGAAAUAUGUUGUAGAAUACACAGGAUGGUCAUAUCUUGUUUGUAAGCUCACUGUGGGCUGGUUUGUUUCAGGUUGGUUUGUAAACUGCCAUAGGGUUAAUUUAAGCGGGGUAAUUUUUUCUAGCAGAUAAUGCGUGGAAUUCCAGUUAGACUCAGGUGGUGUUCUUUAAGACCACCAGUGAUAAUGUUCUUUAAGCAUUGCCAGUGAUAAUGUGAAUAGAGAGCAUGCAGGAGAUCAAAGAGAUCCUGGCUGGAGAGUUUACCCAUCAUCUUAGAUAAGAACUGCAGUUCUUCAGUGAGUCCUGACUGAAAAUAAAUGCUGAGUGAAUUAGCUAAAAUGGAAAAGGCAGUUAUGGGUCAGCUCUCAGGUUUGUAUUUUAUGCGCCAAAUAGUUUUGGGACUCUUGCUUUUUUAGAUGGUGAGUUUUGUUCACUGAGCCAUUUGGUCUGUUGGUUUUUGCAAUUUUUUGUCCCAAAACAUAAAUUGAGUGCAGUCUAACUUUCUGCAAAACCUGUUGCCUGAAGGGGAAAAAAAGAUUAAGAAAGAGGAAGCCCAAAAGCCAAAGCACACUACUAGACAGAAAGGCACUUUAAUUCAUUUAAGAUAGUGUUAAGUAUGUAGGUAUGUUGUUUUCUUCUGCCACACAAUUGCUGCAUGAAUGUGGUAAAUAUAUGUUUCUUGGAUGUAGUUUAUUCCUUUGCGUUUAAUGUGUUAUUGAUUAAACUGGCCGGUAUAUCUACACUCAAUGCUUAUAGCAUCUUCAAAGCACAGAGGUAAAAUCCUGCAUGAUUCCAGUGUUCUGCUUUCUGUAAGUACUGAGUUUCUUCUUGCCUCCAACUAAUAGCAGUGACACUUGAAAAAAAGAAAGAGAGGCAGCUCUUCUGAUAUUUUUGGAUGGCAAUUUGAAAAGCAUUUUGGAAUAUCUGUUUAACCCAUUGUGUUAGGUUUCAGAUGCCCAGAAUCUAGAGCACUUCAGUUGUAAACUCCAAUGCAUUCUGUUUCUGCAGCUGUUCUUGCAUAGAAAUGAACACUCUCAAAUCCCAAAUAUGCUGAAUUUCAAAUAAUUCUUUUCUAAAGCACAGACUGCUUUCUGCCAAGAUUGAGGUAGACCUUUGUGAGCUGAUUUCUAUAUUUAUAGAAGCCUAAUCAAAGUUUUCUCUUGCAGAAAACAAUGGUCAGCUUCUGAGCAUGUGAUCUCAUGGUGCUGAUGUAAAACCCUUUCAGUUACUGUAUCCUUCCUUUCUUCCUCCCUUUCUUCCCCAUAUCUUUGCUGACCUUCUCCCAUAGUUGUUGCUAUGAGCAAGUGCUGAGCUGCGCUGUUGUAUAAUCCAGUCCUGCCUCAGCCCAGGGAAUGACUCGGGCUGAGAUCUCUAAGAACAGCAGUUCCUGUGACAGAGGCUGAACUGCACAUACCUGGUGCUGAUCCCUUGCAGAUUUGGUUGCUUAAUCUACUUUUCAAAAUGCAUUCUUGUUUCCUGUGAGAGCUGUGGAACAAGACUAUGCCAACUGAAAGCAUUUCACUUGCCUGUUCUUGCUUGAAGAUAGAUUUUCACAUCAAGUUUCCAGUGCCAUCAGUGGAUGCUGGCUGUAAUAAGCCAUUUCUCACUGUGUGGAAAUGAAUAACUUAUUUGGAAAUGUUCUGGUUUUUUGCAUGUAUUAAAUACUGUUAAGUUAGGGCCUUAGUAUCAGAUCUUUGUCAAAGAGCAAAAUGAAUUCUGCCUAAGUGACUAACAUGCUUUUCAGAAAUUUAACCUCAUGUUAGAUGUUAUUAUGGGCUUGUUCUUAAUAAACAAAACCCCACUGGUUUCUUCUUGCUUCUCCCCUUUUUGAACAGCAUUUGUACCUUUCUUGCUUUCCUACACCCUUUGUGCUGGACUUCUCCCCCCAGGCAAUGAAUGACUUGUCUCACACAAGCUUGGGCUUCUGCGUACAGCCUAGAUGCAACUAAUGCCACGUGGAGGGGUGCUCCAAGGACUGCUACAUUCUAUUUUGUUAAUGGCAUGUUUUGCACAUUGGAUUUUUAACCCACACUUGCUGCAUGGAUGUAUAAUAAUGACUACUCUUUUGUUUAACAUUAGAUAAGCAUGAGAUCACCGUGGCACAGCUGCAUGUAUAGUCACUCUUGAAGCAAUUACACACCUAAUUGGCUGGCAAUCUUGGCAUUCUCAAAAUAAACACAAGCCUUUUAAAGAAAGGGGACGUAUUUAUGUAUGAAUAGUCAAAUAAACUUGUUGGGUGUCAUCAAUGGAGCCGUCUGGCACUGAACAGUUGUCUGAUGACCCUGAUCCUGGAGGCAAAUCCCAAGAUCAAGAAACCAAAAAACAACAUGAAUCAGAGCAAAAAUUAUCCAAAAUAACGCAUAAUGCUUUGGAGAACAUUAAUGUCAUUGGUCAAGGCUUGAAGCACCUGUUCCAGCAUCAGCGCAGGAGGUCGUCUGUUUCUCCACAUGAUGUCCAGCAAGCUCAGGCUGAGCUGGAGCCUGACCUGGAUUUGGAAAGCCAAAGCGUCUGUGCUGAAAUUGAUGGUGUCUCCACCCACCCCACAGCUCUGAACCGGGUGCUUCAGCAGAUCAGAGUGCCACCCAAAAUGAAGAGAGGGACCAGCCUGCACAGCAGGUGGGGCAAGGGAGAUGCCCCGAAAGGAAGCCCGCAGAUCAACCGAAGGUCUGCUCAGGAUAUUCAGUCGGGUCGGCCCAGAUCAUCAUCCACUACAGAUGCUCCCACAAACUUGUCUGUGAUGGAGAUUGCUUCUUCUAUCUAUGUAGGUGGAGAAGAGGCCACAGCAGCAGCAAUUGAGCGAUUGGAAGUCAGCAGCUUGGCACAGACCUCCAGUGCCGUGGCCUCCAGCACUGAUGGCAGCAUCAAUGCAGACUCCGUUGACGGGACCCCAGAUCCGCAGCGGACAAAAGUGGCCAUCACACACCUGCAGCAGAAGAUACUGAAGCUGACAGAGCAGAUCAAAAUUGAGCAAACAGCCCGUGAUGACAACGUGGCAGAGUACCUGAAAUUGGCCAACAAUGCAGACAAGCAGCAGAGUGCCCGCAUUAAGCAAGUGUUUGAGAAGAAAAAUCAAAAGUCAGCCCAGACCAUCUUGCAGCUGCAGAAGAAAUUGGAACAUUACCAUCGAAAGCUGCGAGAGAUUGAACAGAAUGGGAUCCCUCGGCAGCCAAAGGAUGUCUUCAGGGAUAUGCAUCAAGGUUUGAAAGACGUUGGAGCAAAAGUCACUGGCUUCAGUGAGGGAGUGGUUGACAGUGUAAAAGGCGGACUUUCCAGUUUCUCCCAGGCCACACAUUCAGCAGCAGGUGCUGUGGUUUCCAAACCCCGGGAGAUUGCCUCCCUCAUAAGGAACAAGUUUGGGAGUGCAGACAAUAUUGCUAAUCUGAAGGACUCCUUAGAAGAAGGCCAGGAAGAUGGGACAGGUGGCAAGGCUCUAGGUGUUAUUCAGAACUUUCAGUCAAGCCCAAAAUAUGGCAGUGAAGAGGAUUGUUCCAGUGCCACAUCAGGCUCGGUGGGAGCCAACAGUACAACAGGAGGCCCUGUGGGAGCUUCCAGCUCCAAAACAAACACUCUGGAUAUGCAGAGCUCAGGGUUUGAUGCAAUACUGCAUGAGAUACAAGAAAUUCGAGAGACACAGGCAAGACUGGAAGAAUCAUUUGAGGACCUUAAGGUUCGCUACCAGAGGGAUUACACGUUGAUAAUGCAGACCCUGCAGGAGGAGCGGUACAGAUGUGAAAGACUUGAAGAGCAGUUAAAUGACCUGACUGAGCUCCACCAGAACGAGAUUCUCAAUUUAAAACAGGAGCUGGCCAGCAUGGAGGAAAAGAUUGCCUAUCAGUCUUACGAGCGAGCCCGGGACAUCCAGGAGGCACUGGAAGCGUGCCAGACGCGCAUCUCCAAGAUGGAGCUGCAGCAGCAGCAGCAGCAAGUGGUGCAGUUGGAGGGGCUGGAGAAUGCCACAGCCAGGAACCUGCUGGGGAAGUUCAUUAACAUCUUGCUGGCUGUCAUGGCUGUCCUCCUCGUCUUUGUCUCCACUGUGGCCAACUGCGUUGUGCCCCUGAUGAAGACUCGCAAUAGGACGUUCAGCACUUUAUUUAUAGUGGUUUUCAUUGCCUUUUUGUGGAAGCACUGGGAUGCCAUCACCGGCUACUUGGAACGAUUCUUGUCUCCCCCCAGAUGAUGGUGGCAGGAAUGGGCUGCGCCGCUCGCUCCUGGUGCUCUUGGUGAGCAAGUGUGGCAAAGAUUAGUCAGCGACUACUCUGCUGAAGUUUUAAAGUGUCUGAGUGAAUUUGUUUACAUUUAGAAUAACGUUUUUUCUCUGCAAGAUGCAUUGCAAUAGUAUUUUUUAGAUUUUACUCAAGAACUCUUUUGGCAAGAAUCCUGGAUAAUUUUUAUGUAGCAUGGUUCUCUUUGGAUGCAAAUCUUAAGAUUCUUUAAAGUGUACAAAAGAAAUGAAUAAAAUACAGAAAUUUGGAGCAUACCAAUGGGCAGUUUAAAUUGUGGCUUGAACUACUGUACUAAACCUGUCAGGAAGAAAACGUGGUUAGCUUAAGACGAGCAAAGCUCAAUCUAGUGCACAGCCUUGAAUGAUGGUACCACAGCAAACCUGUAACACUAAACUUUUACUGUGAAGUCUGCUCACAUUCCAUGUCCGAGUGUAUGCAUUGAGUGGUUUCUUUCCUUAACAAGAGAAAAACAACAACGUGUGGAUCCCUCUCCCAGCUCAGCAUCUGGGUUCGCCGUUUGUGUUAACCUGACUUCAGUAACUUUCUGUAAGGCUGGCUAACUUGGCUGAGUAUAUGGAGUGGAAGCCUCAUGCCAUAUACAGUAACUGCACAGUCGUGCUACAGUAUUUUGAAGUAGUCCUUGAAAUACAUAUACUCUUUAAGCAGAAGCCCUUGGUCGCACUUUUAAGGUUUUUUUUUAAUAUAUGUAUAUUCACAGAUUUAAAAAAAAUCCGAACAGCAUACUUGAAGAGUGUAAUACUCAAACUCUCAGUGCUUCCUUAUUGUUUCUAAUAGGAUUUUUUAUUAUAAUAAUUAUUAUUAUUAUUAUUAUUGGGGUUUUUUUUGAAGGGGUUGGGAGGGUCAUUACUUUUUUUCUUUCAAAUAAAGAAGUGAUGUUUUUAAAUGAAGAAAUGCGUGAAUAAUUGUGAGCCGUCUUGUCCUGAAGCAGUUCUGAGAAGGGCAGAGAGUAGUUUCUAGUGUCAGGCUGUCAAAUGCAGCACUGUCCAUAUGCCAUUUGUCUGUCCUCCUGAGCUUAAAGAUGCAGCAUCAUGGAAAACAUCUGUUUUCUCCAUACCUUUUUGUCAUGCAGGGCUUUUUUUCCUUUUUCCACAUGUGAAGGAUGCUUUGUUUCUGUUUUUUGUUUGCAUGUCAUCUCUCAUUCCUGGCCUCAGGAUAAGAGCAAGGAAUUUCUGUUCAUCUCUUCCUAGGAAAAAGACAGGUUCUUUUGAGGAAAGAAGUACUGACUCAACAGUUCACUUAACAGAAUGGUUAUCUCAAAAAUAGUUCUAAUUUAAAAAAAAAAAAAACCUGAAAAGUGAAACCAAAGUUUUUGUCCUGUCAGGCUCUGGUAAGAUUAUUUAUGUGUCUGUAUCUGUAGUGUGCCAUCCUCUUUUUCAGCCACAAGGGACAGCACUUGGUGCAGACACCUGUGUGUGCAAAUCUCAAAAGGAAAUGCCAGCUUCAAAUGCAGCCCCAAGUCUUCACAAUGUGCCAUUACUGGUGACCUGUUGGUACAGGUAGGCAGCCCUCAAGUCCAAGGAAUCUGUGUUCAUUCUGUGCUGAUUUUUAACUGCUGUCCUUUUCACCAUAACAGUGCCAAGAUUCAUCUUUUGUCUUCAUGAAAUCUAAAAGAAAACCCUCCAGGAUUCUGUCAAAACCAUUUAUGGUGUUUAGUUAGGUCUUACUGUUUUCCUUCAUUCCAGGAUCAACUUCCCUCUAGGAAUCAAAUGUUACCCAAGUGACCUAAACCAGUUGAAAUCAUACAUGGGCAUGUAUGAGACAUGUACAACAUACAUAUACACACAUACAUAGGCAUUGUGCUAUGGUACAGAUUCUGGGUUCUGAGAAAUUCCCUCAAACAAGGUUAAUACCUUGAGUGUUUUCUGAUUUCCAGCAAAGGCAAGGCCUCCACUGUCCAUCUUUCUUCCUCCAAGGGUUCUUUUUUUCUGUAGUCACAGGAAACUCAGGUGCCCUUCCCCCAGGGAUCCCAGUACACCUCUCUGUCACCAUGUGCACUAAUCUGCUCCUGUCCUAAUUAAAACAAAGAUUGACAUUUACAGCUGACUCAAGCCAAAACUGCUUGUGCUUUCUGCAGUGCCACAGCCAGAGCAGAGGUGUGUGGCCAUUCCCUCCCUUGCUCCUGGCUCCGGUGAGGCUCUUCUCUAGUGACUCAUAUUUCUAGGCUAACUAUCAUCUUGCCAUUUUCCAGGUUUUUUCAGAAACAAAUGUGUGAAUAACAGUAAGAACUGAUUUGGCACAUAACUGAAAUACUUUGUUGCCUUUUUUUUUCCUGAAAACUGGCCUUUGUACCUCUUUUUCUCAGUCUUGUUCACACUACAAUUGAUUAAGAUAGGUUUUCAUGUGGUCAAAUCAGGAAGGAGUUAAAAACCAGUGGCUCUGGACAUUUAGUGUCUGUAGUAUUUAAGGAAGUGUUGUCCCUCUUCUUUAUAUCCUAAUUUCAUUUCUUUUCUCAACUCUGUCAUAUUCAGUAAGUAUCAUUUGCUAGCUUGCCAGAAAGUGCAGGCUUAAUAGAAACUGACAUCUCAGAACUCUUUGGUGAAGGCCAUAUACAUAUGGGUCUGGACAAAGUGUCUGUCUCUUUCUCUCUCAACAGUUUCUUCCAUUCCAGAAAGUUGUCUGCAGUAACGUCAUGUGUGAUGCUGCAUCCACUUCUCAUAUCCUAACGCAACUGCCAUGUGUUUUGCCUUUUGCACUAGCAGAACAUUUUGGGGUUUUCCUCCCUCUUCAAUUUGAAAGUCUGUGAUGAUUUCUGAUAGCUUAAUGAUGAUGUUGUUGGAAAUGUGAUUCUAGCUUUAAAGCUCCCUUUUCUUGUACACGGUUGUGUUUGCUUUCCUGAUGGAGUGUUUCUGGGUGACGCGUAGAGAACAGUUUCUGCUGUGGGUGUGAGUGCGUGCGUGUGUGAGUACCUUUAAUAGCCUCCUUUGUAGAUAAAAACUUUUUAGUGACCAUCUCUGAGUGGCAGAAUGUUUCCCAAAACAUUUCAUAUUCAGAGUUGAAGUGAUUCAGAAAUUGCUUAGAUGUGUUUAGCACAUACUGCCUUGGCACAUAAAAAGGGAAAAAUAUGAUAGACUGUUUAAGUUCCAGGAGCAGCACCUCCUCAUUAACAUUUGAGAGUUCAAGUGAAGUUCAUCUGUUUCCCCUAUUUCCUUCAAUAUAAAGAAGAAAGAAAAUCUUGAUGCAAAAAAAAUAUUUUUAAAACUUUUAGAAAGUUCUUUUUUCUCUCAGCCUUAUUAAUUUAUUUCAAGGGUAUUCAGCAUGCUCCCAGCAGUUACUCUAUUGGUUUAUUCCAAUCCCAUGUGUGCUUAGGUGAGAUCAGAUGAACUGCUGACUUACGUGCGUGUUGCAGGAAAGCACUGUCUGUCAGCUUUGAAAAUAUGCAUUUUUAAAAUUAAAAAAAGAAAAGGCAUUAUAACAAAAGAAGCCAAGCUACAAAGGGUUCAAGAUUGAGUAGUUUUGCCAGUUUUUAAAUGAAUUCUGGAAGUGGCUAAAGAGUUACCCUGUGUGUCUGUGUUGUGUAUGCCAGGUGGUAUAGUCGUAGGCAAUUGACUUAGCUGUAAGUGUGUUUUAAAAGUGUAAAAAAAAACCAGAAAAACUCACUUGCACGGGUUGAAAAGUACAGAAAUGACACUUGUGAACGUAACACUGUAGUUUAUAGAUCUUAAGCUGCUAAUUGUUGAGAGAGAUUUACAUUUGUCUUGUCUGAUUGUCGCAGAUUUAUCUGUGGCAGUUUUACUGUAUAUAAAAAACUUUAAAUAAAGA
Messenger RNA from Melospiza georgiana, 8533 nucleotides. It is a transcript of the gene TMCC1, whose product is annotated as transmembrane and coiled-coil domain family 1. Gene Ontology annotation, biological process: membrane fission; endosomal transport; endosome fission. Lineage: Eukaryota; Metazoa; Chordata; Aves; Passeriformes; Passerellidae. The record is from RefSeq and is a predicted model, not a curated record. Gene Ontology annotation, cellular component: endomembrane system. The coding region runs from base 2776 to 4707 and encodes 643 amino acids. The transcript is spliced from 4 exons.